Molecule: messenger RNA, 1940 nt
Organism: Scleropages formosus (Asian bonytongue)
Lineage: Eukaryota; Metazoa; Chordata; Actinopteri; Osteoglossiformes; Osteoglossidae
Product: arf-GAP with dual PH domain-containing protein 1-like
Exons: 12
Coding region: 196-1341 (381 amino acids)
Biological process (GO): positive regulation of GTPase activity
Cellular component (GO): plasma membrane; cytoplasm; intracellular membrane-bounded organelle
Molecular function (GO): GTPase activator activity; phosphatidylinositol-3,4,5-trisphosphate binding; phosphatidylinositol bisphosphate binding
Source: RefSeq, a predicted model, not a curated record
CUCGCACCAUCGGCUCGAACGGCACCGCAGAUCACGACUGACCGUCAAUAUCAUCGCAGAUGAUACAGACAAUUGUGUGUCAUUUCCAAAUGAGGCAGUCAGUUUGAUCGCAGCCUUUUUUUGGGCGUCAUCUGGGUCGGAGGCGUUAAGUCACUGAGUCGUUCGGUCCGGGCGGCUCAUUGAUCAGUUGAGGAGAUGAGCGCGACGACGAGCGCGGAACUGGAGGAGAACCGGCGGCUGCUCAAGGAGCUGCUCUGCAGACCAGGCAACGGGAGAUGCGUGGACUGCGGAGCUGCAGACCCCACCUGGGCCUCCUUCACCCUGGGUGUGUUCAUGUGUCAGAGCUGCUCUGGCUUGCACCGCAGCAUCCCGCACAUCAGCAAGGUGAAGUCCGUGGUGAUGGACGGCUGGCAUGCUCCAGAGGUGAAGUUCAUGGCCUCGACGGGGAACUCCGCUGCCAAAGCCAAGUAUGAGCAGAGGGUGCCUCCGUUCUACUACAAACCCACAUACAGAGACUGCCACGUCCUGCGAGAGCAGUGGGUCCGGGCCCGGUACGAGAGGAAUGAAUUUGUCUGCGUGGAACAACAAGAACCCUAUUCCACGGGAUACAGAGAGGGGUUUCUAUGGAAACGGGGGCGCGACAACGGGCAGUUCCUCAGUCGAAAGUUUAUCCUGUCAGAGAGGGAGGGAGCCCUCAAGUACUUCAACAAGCAUGACGCACGAGAACCCAAGGCCAUCAUGAAGAUCCAGACUCUGAAUGCUACUUUCCAGCCAGCUAAGAUUGGGAACCCCAACGGCUUGCAGAUCACCUACCUCAAGGACAAUAGUACCAGGAACAUCUUUGUCUAUCACGAAGAUGGCAAGGAAAUUGUUGACUGGUUCAACGCCAUCAGAGCUGCACGCUUUCACUACUUACAGGUGGCCUUCCCUGGUGCGAGUGAUGCUGAUCUGGUGCCAAAACUGACAAGGAAUUAUGUGAAAGAAGGUUACAUGGAGAAAACUGGUCCGAAGCAUAAAGAGGGCUUCAAAAAGAGGUGGUUCACCAUGGAUGACAGGAGGCUAAUGUACUUCAAAGACCCCCUGGAUGCCUAUGCGAGGGGGGAGGUGUUCAUUGGGAGCAAGGAGAACAGCUACACGGUGCUGCCAGGGCUACCCCCAUCCACCCAGGGCCACCGCUGGCCGUUCGGCAUCACCAUCGUCACACCCGACAGGAAGUUUCUGUUCACCUGCGAGACGGAGGAGGAGCAGAUGGACUGGAUUGCUGCCUUCCAAAGGGUCAUCAACCGACUGAUGCUACCUCAAGAAUACGCAGUGGAGGCCCACUUCAAACACAAGCCCUGAGUAAGUCUGCUGCCAUGGCGUCAGAAGGCAGCAGGAAGGGACGGAGGUGGCACUGCAGGAUGGACCGCGCUACUGCUCUCUGAGAACAUGUCUACGUGUAGCAGGAUUCAAAGCUGCACAUCUUACCCUUCAAAAUGAGGUCUCCCACAACCCCUUUAGCCCCCAGCGCAACCACACUGAGCCUCACCCUUGAUGUCCAUGGGUACCAAGUAAAUGAAUGUUUGUACCAGAGUAUUGUGAAAAAAUACCACAUUGAUUUCGAGAAAGAUACAAUGUAGAACUGGCAUUAGCUUCUGCACAAGGGCCGCCCGCGUGUGGCAGUCCGUUUAGUUACACGCAAAGCAAGGUUGUAUGUUAACGUCAACUGGACUGAUGUUUGUAUUUAUUUUUUAUGGAAUGUGUUUAAGCAUGUCUGUGUCCAUUGGAUCCUGUGUUGGGUCAAAGCUCACCGCACUUCAGUUCCCUGUACAGAUCUGUUCUUAAUGUGUUUACAAAGUGUAUUUCCUUACUGAAGGAAGGAGACAGGCUGACUGCUUACACACUCACCAAGGUUUUGAGACGUUUACCUGGACGUGUGAUUUGGAAGCGUAAAAUGAAGU